Molecule: messenger RNA, 381 nt
Organism: Paramecium octaurelia
Lineage: Eukaryota; Ciliophora; Oligohymenophorea; Peniculida; Parameciidae
Source: the annotation of a GenBank genome assembly
UGAAUGAAAAACCAUCAAUCAUAAGAUAGUAGAAAUCUCCUAAGAACUAUAAAAAUGUCAUUCGAUCCGGAGAAGUAAGUUGAAAAAGAAGAUUAUGUGAAGAUGGAAAAGAAAUAUAACGAAUUGGUAUAGAAAGUGCAAACAUUAUUCCUGGAGAUAAACAAUAGAUAUUACGUAAGUAUUGAAACGCUAAAGAGGAUGUUAAUGACAUCAAUGAAAAAUUGAAUAGAAAAUCAAAUGAAUUUGGUUAUACUAGAUUAGCUCCUCAUAGAUUAAUUGAAUUAAUUAAAGAAAUGCUCUCUACUUAUGUUAAGUAACCAAGUUUCUGCUAUUAAUGAAAGGGGUAUCAUUUAGACAGAAGAAGAGGUUCAAUCAUAUAAA